AAAAGAGUAUUGUAGGGCCAAUUUUCCCCCUCGCACUUAAUUAUUGCAGGGAUUAUCAUGCUGUUAUAUUUGUUAAACAUGACGCUUUAAAAUAAUUUGACACAGUAAGGAGAUAUUCGGUAGGCUGUUAAAAAAAAAGAGAGAUUUUCGGCAUUUUCAACUUUGCUUUAGAAAAAAAAAAUAGGCCACCUUGUCCAACAUGAUCAUACGCCACUUCUUAGAAGUGACAUAAAGUAGAGAGAGGUAAGGAAAGAAGAUGGAAGUAAAAAUGGUGAACGCCGGAAUCUGCAAUAACCUUGCACGAGAAUGGCAACCUUGCACAUGGCAGCUGAGAGAAGAGACGGGGAGAAAAAUAAAGUGAUCGGAGGAGAGAGGAGAGAAACGAAAACCCCAUUCCGCUCGCACCUCCGGGACCCCAAUCGUCGUCUACAGAGGAAGACAUUGUGAGAGGAGGAGAUAAGAGGAAGGGGCAGAUCUAUGGGCAACGCCAGGAGUACGGCUCGUGUGCUACCAUUUAAGACCCACGUUCCAGAUUUAGAAUGGAAGAUUCAGGACUUCUCAUUGCUACUUGAUUUGGGGGCUAAGUCAGCAACAUCUGCUGCUUUUCACUGCUCUGGGUUUGAAUGGUACUUGCAUGUGAAUCCAAUGCAUGAAAAUCCUGGUUCUGGAACUCCAUAUGUUGCUCUUUUUCUUAUGCUAUCAAGAAAAAAGUUGAAGCGAGGUGACACAGUGCAUGCUGUGUUUGAGUUGUCAAUAUACAACCAUUCAAAAGGAAUGUAUUGUGGAUGCCAAGCUAACUACAACUUCGAUUUCAAGAAUGACCGUUCGAAGAAGGAAUGCUUGAUUCCUCUUAAAGAGCUACUGAAAUCAUCCACUUUUUUAGUUGAUGACAUAUGUGUCUUUGGUGUGGAGAUAUUAAAAGUUGAUGUCUCGUCUCCUGAAGAGAAGGCUGUUGUGGUUCAGAAGAAGACUACCACAGUUCAGAACAUGUUUCUCCAGAACAAGGGAUUCAUCGAAGGGACAUACACCUGGACCAUAAACAAUUUCUCAGAGUUGGACUCUAAGCACUUCGUCCGUUCUCCUACAUUUGAAGUGGGCGGGCUUAAAUGGUACAUCGGCAUGUAUCCACGUGGUGACAAGUUCAGCACUGAUUCCCUUUCUCUGUUCUUGUAUGUGGAUGCCUCGAAGAAUCUCCCUCUCGAAUUUAAGAAUGUGGCUGUAAUGACUCUCUCGAUCCUGGACCAAAAGAAUGGGAAACACUUGACUAGAACAGCAGGUCUCUGGGUGUGUACAUACGGCUGGGGAUGGUCUGACUUCCUUGGACUCAAGAAACUCAAGGACCCGUCUGGAGGAUAUCUUGUAGGCUCGAACUGCGUUAUCAAGGCAGAUAUCACUAUUGUUGGGUCAUCCACUGAUGGCUAGAUCUAGCUCAUGGCCUGCUGAAGACAUAAUGCCCUUUCAUCUAGACUUAUAUAUAAGACAAUGUUGUGGUAGCAGUACUAAGAACUUGUGGGAUUAUUAGUAUUGACCUGGAUUCGAGAAGUGAGACAUCAUAUCUUACCUACUCCUAUAUAUUUCUCGGUCUACAUGUAUGGACGGAACAUAUGAUUUGUGAAGCACUUCCUUAUGCCUGGAUGAUGCAACUAUGUCAGUCAGCAUGUCUUUGCUACACCCAUGUUGGUUUUCAGUUGAAUCGUGUUAUCUCUCA
Molecule: messenger RNA, 1708 nt
Organism: Lolium perenne
Lineage: Eukaryota; Viridiplantae; Streptophyta; Magnoliopsida; Poales; Poaceae
Molecular function (GO): protein binding
Source: RefSeq, a predicted model, not a curated record